Drosophila willistoni is the source of this 1739-nucleotide messenger RNA. It is a transcript of the gene Cyp28a5, whose product is annotated as probable cytochrome P450 28a5. The transcript has 5 exons. Gene Ontology annotation, molecular function: oxidoreductase activity, acting on paired donors, with incorporation or reduction of molecular oxygen; iron ion binding; monooxygenase activity. Lineage: Eukaryota; Metazoa; Arthropoda; Insecta; Diptera; Drosophilidae. The coding region runs from base 92 to 1618 and encodes 508 amino acids. The record is from RefSeq and is a predicted model, not a curated record.
GCGUACAGAUCGUUCUUGUGAUUAUAUUUAUAUAAAUAUAAAUAAUUAAUCAAAUCGGAAAAAAACAAAACAAAACAAAACAACAAACAAAAUGCUGCUCAUUACCUUGGCCUUGGGCCUUCUGGCCGUGGGUCUCUUUUAUAUGAUGUUCACCUGGAAUCAUCAUUAUUGGCGCCAGAGGCGAGUGCCAGGACCCAAACCAAAUGUUUUCACCGGGAAUUAUGAUAAUAUGUACACAAUGAAGCGUCAUGCGAUCUACGAUCUAAAUGAUAUAUAUCGCAAAUACAAGAGCAAAUACGAUGCUGUGGGCAUAUUUGCUGGAAGGAAUCCUCAGCUAUUGGUCAUCAGUCCACAAUUGGCACGUCGUGUCUUUGUCUCCGAUUUCAAGUCUUUCCAUGAUAACGAAGUGGCCAGUUUCAUUGACGAGAAAUCGGAUUUCAUUUUCGCCAACAAUCCGUUCUCAUUGACGGGCGAAAAGUGGAAGCAGAGGCGGGCUGAUGUCACACCCGGUUUGACCAUGAGUCGGAUCAAAACUGUGUAUCCGGUUACGAAUGAGGUGUGUCAAAAGCUCACCGAAUGGCUGCACAAGCAAAUACGUCUAGGAUCCUCCGAGGGUAUCAAUGCCAAGGAUAUGAGCCUUUGUUUCACCUCGGAAAUGGUCACAGAUUGUGUGCUUGGACUUAAGGCGGAGAGUUUCACGGAUAAGCCAACACCCAUUAUGGGUCACAUCAAGGAUCUUUUUGGGCAAACUUGGUCACUCAUCCUUUACUUUAUAAUGCUGAGUAAUUUCCCCGCGCUUCGUCAUCUGAUCCGUUUGCGAUUUAUUCCCAAACAAGUGGAGGAAUUCUUCAUUGAUCUUAUGCAAAAUGCUGUGCAUGCUCGAAAGGCUCAGUUAGCUGUGGGUAAGCAAUUCGAGCGUGUCGACUUCCUGGAGUACAUCCUCCAACUGGCCGAAAAGCGGAAUCUGGACACUCGUGGUCUGCUAGCCUAUACGAUGACCUUCUUGCUGGAUGGUUUCGAGACCACGGCCUCAGUGCUCUCGCUUUUGUUACUGCAACUGGCACGAAAUGUCGAGAAACAAGAACGUUUGCGCAAGGAGAUCAAUGAGAAUUUGACAAAUGGCAAGGACUUUAUUGAAUUUGAAAAAAUAGCGGAACUACCCUACUUGGAAGCCUGCAUACAGGAGACUAUACGUCUGCUUCCACCUGCCCCUAUGUCAAAUAAAUUGUGCACUGAACAGAUAGAGCUGCCCAACAAGGAUGGACCCAAUUUCAUUGUGGAGAAGGGAACCGUUGUCGUGGUCCCACACUAUUGCUUCAACACGGACGAAGAACUCUAUCCCCAGGCCCAAGAAUUCCAGCCAGAACGCUUCAUGCAGCCAGAGGCAGCUAAAGAUUUCCGGGAACGUUGCGCCCUAAUGGGCUUUGGCGAUGGUCCACGCAUUUGCAUUGGCAUGCGUUUCGCCCUUACUCAGAUCAAGGCAGCUGCCGUUGAGAUAGUAACCAAAUUCAAAUUUCAACCAAAUCCAAAAACACGUACAGAUAAUCUAUUUGAACCCACAGGAGUGAUUACUUCCCUCCAAGGAGGCAUCUGGUUAGACUUCGAGGCGCUUAAAUAAUCCAAAACGUUUUCUCGAUAUCUCAACAACUACAUAAACACAAAUAUAUGUAUAUGGAUCUAUUCUAUAACCUAACUUUAGGUUCUUCAGCAAAUAAAAGAAAAUAUCUACGUCAUCCUAA